Papaver somniferum (opium poppy) is the source of this 339-nucleotide messenger RNA. Its product is annotated as SKP1-like protein 9. Lineage: Eukaryota; Viridiplantae; Streptophyta; Magnoliopsida; Ranunculales; Papaveraceae. The record is from RefSeq and is a predicted model, not a curated record. Gene Ontology annotation, molecular function: cullin family protein binding. Gene Ontology annotation, cellular component: cytoplasm; nucleus. Bases 1 to 339 code for a protein of 112 amino acids. Gene Ontology annotation, biological process: SCF-dependent proteasomal ubiquitin-dependent protein catabolic process. The transcript has a single exon.
AUGAUAGCUGCUGACAACCAUGAUAACACCGAGAUUCUUAUCCCUUUGACUAACGUGACAGGAACCAUCUUGGCGAAAGUGAUCGAGUACUGCGACAAACACGCUGCUGACGAUGGGUGCAUUACUGAUGUAGAGAAGGACUGGGAUGUGGAGUUUGUGAAUGUAGAUGCAGCGACACUGACACACUUAACGAAGGCUGCUAGUUUUCUGAAAAUAAAAAGUUUGCAGAACUUGACAUUGCAGAAAGUGUCGGAGAUGAUAAGAUAUAGAACAACAGGGGAGAUACUAAAUCUAUUCCCUGAUUUAUUCCGUGUCGAGGAAGUACCAGUCAAAAGAUAA